AUGAAUCUGAAAAAAUCAUUAUCUAAGAGAGGUAUCCCUCUUAAUGACUUUGAAAUCUGGCUUGCUGCUCUGCUUGCAAUUUUUGUGUGUGUUUGUGCUGGAUUAAUUACACUUUCAUGGCUACUAAUCAAGGAGUCACAACAAGGUAAUCAUGCAGCCACAGGAACAUUUAAAAUACUGUCAGGAGCAUCAUUCAGCCCUAGUUUGGAAGACAACUCAUCAGCUGACUUCAAGGCCCUUGCCUUCGAUAUUCAGCAAUUGAUAACUGAAAUCUAUCAAGCAAGUCAGCUGAAGAAUGAAUAUAAGAACUCUGAAGUUUUGCUGUUCAAAAAUGGCAGCAUUAUUGUAGUAUUCCGCCUAAACUUUGCACAGUGGGUCUCUAACGAGAAAGCGAAGAAUGAACUGGUUUUAGGUAUUGAAGCAAACAAAACUAGCCUUUUGAAGACUAUUAAUAUUGAUGUAAACAGCAUAGAAGUCACAGAACAACUCACUACAAGCAAUUCUUCAACAACUUCAGUUAUUUCAGUGAAGUGUUUACCUUCUGAGGAAUCUUGUGCUGAUGCCAUAAACUGCAUAAGUAAAAACCUAUAUUGUGAUGGACUACCUAACUGCCCAGAUGGUUCAGAUGAAAUUGACAGUAUAUGUGCUACAACUUGUGAUGGAAAAUUUAUGUUGACUGGCUCCUCUGGGUCUUUCCACUCUAUUAAUUAUCCAAAGCCUUAUAAUUCAAAUAUCGUUUGCCAAUGGAUUAUACGCACGAAUCAUGGAUUAUCAAUUAAACUAAACUUCACUUCCUUUGAUACCCAACAAUACACAGACAUUUUAAACAUUUAUGAAGGUACAGGACCAAGCAAGAUUUUAAGAGCUUCGCUCUGGGGGACAAAUCCUGGAACAGUUUACAUUUUUUCUGAUGAGGCUACAGCAGAGUUUAUUACAGAUUAUUCUGAAAAUUAUAAUGGAUUCAAUGCAACAUAUACCACAUUUCAUACCAGUGAACUAAGCAAUAAUGAGAAAAUUAACUGCAAUUUUGAGGAUAGUUUUUGUUAUUGGAGUCAAGAUUUAGAAGAUGAUGGUGAAUGGGAGAGAAUUAGUGGUCCUACUUUUCCUUUUAUGUCUGGCCCUGAUUAUGACCAUACGUAUGGCAACUUGUCAGGAUUUUAUAUUUCAACACCCAUAGGAUUUACAACAAGACAGCAGAGAGUUCGACUUUUUAGCUUGCCUUUAGUUCCAGCAUCAGAUCCAUUCUGUCUACGUUUUUGGUAUCAUAUGUAUGGUACUAACGUUUAUCGCUUCAGUAUUAAAAUCACGAAUAGCAAUAACAUGGAAAAGACUGUUUUCCAGAGAGAAGGAAACUAUGGAAACAACUGGAAUUAUGGACAAGUAACCUUAAAUGAAACAUCUAAUUUUAAGGUGAUUUUUGAUGCAUUUAAAAACCCAGGUCUGAGUGAUAUUGCUCUAGACGACAUUGGCCUGACAAGUGGAAAGUGUAAGGAAAGUAUUUAUCCAGAGCCAACUGUAGUUCCAACAACCACUACUCCAUCUCCACUUCCCACUGACUGUGGGGGACCAUUUGAACUCUGGGAACCAAACACUACAUUCAGUUCUAAAAAUUACCCGAACAACUACCCUGACCAAGCCUCUUGUAUAUGGUAUUUAAAUGCUGAAAAAGGGAAAAACAUUCAACUUCAUUUUCAAUAUUUUUACCUGGAAGAUAUCUAUGAUGUAGUUGAAAUCAGAGAUGGAAGAGGAAACAAUUCUUUGUUUUUAGCUGUCUAUACAGGACAAAACUCCGUUCCAGAUGUCUACUCUACCACAAACCAGAUGACAGUGCUCUUCAUUACUGACAAAUCUGGAACUCGGAAAGGAUUUCUUGCAAAUUUUACAACUGGUUAUAAUCUUGGAAUGCCUGCACCCUGUGGACCCAAAGAUUAUCAGUGUGGGAGUGGGGAAUGUAUACCCCUGGAUAAUCUUUGUGAUGGACAUUUGCAGUGUAAAGAUGGCUCUGAUGAAACAGAGUGUGUACAUCUGUUUAAUGGUUCUCUAAGUGUCAAUGGAUUGGUACAGUUCAGGAUUGAGAAUAAAUGGUAUAUAGCAUGUGCAGAUUAUUGGAGUGAGCAGAUUUCAAAUGACGUUUGUAAUGCAUUAGGACUAGGGAAUAUGAAUACAUCAUCAACGAUGUCAACUACUGGAAACGGGCCAUUUGUGAAAAUCACCAAAGCAGCUAACCAGAGCACAAUACUUAUGCCAAGCAAACAGUGUCUCAAUAAUCUGGUGAUGUAUUUGCAAUGCAACGAUAAACCUUGUGGAAAACAGCUGAUAACCCAGCAGAUCAAUGGAAAGAUUGUAGGUGGAAGUGAUGCCAAAGAAGGAGCUUGGCCUUGGGUAGUCUCACUGUUUUUUAAGGAUAGGCCUACAUGUGGAGCUUCCCUCCUCAGUGAUGAAUGGCUGGUCUCAGCAGCACACUGUGUAUAUGGGAGGAAUUUAAUACCAUCUCAGUGGAAAGCAGUGCUUGGCUUGCACACCACUUUGAAUCUGACUUAUCCUCAGACAGUAAUUCAAGAGAUCGACCAAAUCGUCAUAAAUCCCCAUUAUAACAAGCGCACAAAAAAUAAUGACAUUGCUAUGAUGCAUCUUCAGUUCAAAGUCAAUUAUACAGAUUACAUACAGCCUAUUUGCUUACCUGAAGCAAGUCAACAGUUUUUGCCAGGAAUUAAUUGCUUUAUUGCUGGCUGGGGUAGAACUGUGUACCAAGGUUCCACUGCAAACAUACUGCAAGAAGCAGAGGUCCCUCUUAUAACAAAUGAGAAAUGUCAACAACAGCUGCCACAAUAUAAUAUUACAGAAAAUAUGAUGUGUGCAGGCUAUGAUGAAGGAGGAGUAGAUUCCUGUCAGGGAGAUUCAGGAGGAGCCCUAAUGAUUCAAGACAACAGCAGGUGGCUUUUGGCAGGUGUGACAUCCUUUGGCUAUCAGUGUGCACUGCCCCAGCGUCCUGGAGUGUAUGCUCGAGUCACACAAUUUGUGGACUGGAUAAAACAAUUCAUACAUUAGCUUAAUUUUUAAAAAAUCUAACAAAAUGAAUGUGAAGACAAAUAUUAAGCAAGAUUAUAAUAUACCACAUAACAUUCAAAGCCAUUGGUGAGAGAAACUGAAUAAAAUCCUAUCAUUCCAUAUGAGGUUAAGAAUAAUCAAACUUUUGGAAGGAAAACAUUACAUAUCAAAAAACUACCAUGUCAGAAAGCAUCAUUUCAAAACAUCAUCUGUGUCUUUUGCCAUUGGUUCUUACCACUUUACAUUGACUGCAGUAAGAAAUAUCGUUUUACUAUUUGUCCACCUUAAAAACAUAUUAUUUUUAAAAUACCCAUGUCCAGUACAUUAUGGAAACCUCCACUAAGGUUUAGAGUAAAAUAUAUGACUUGUGAAGGACACACUCUUUAUUGAAUAUAUAAAAUAUUCAUCCCAGCCAAACAUUUAAACUUUUUUCCAGUAUUUUUACGUGCGUUCCCAUUUCAAUCCAUGGGGAAUUUUGUUUAAUAAUCCCCAAGAUCAAAAUGUAGGUUGAAGGAUACAUAGGCUGUACCUGAACUGUUUAAUCUGAAGCCAUGAGAGCUCUUCUGUUUUAUCUAUUACAAACAGUUCUGGAAUAGGUUUUUAUACAUGGAGAUAGUGUGCAAAUCAAUCUGACUGCUUUAUAAUGGAUAAACUAAACUGGGGCCAAAUUCUCCCACUGGUGCUACUGUUUUGGAAUUAAUAAAGUUAUACCAGGGAUGAACAUGGUACCUUUUUUCUUAUUAUUUCUGGCAAACAGAUACGCACUUGUGCACACAAAAACCAAAUGCUUCUGUUAUUAACAGCAAUGCUCUUAAAAGCAUCCAGCAAUAAGCUUCCUCAGCUAAUUUUGCAAGGAAAAUAAACAUGCCACUCAAGUCGCUGCUUUAAUAGUACAUCAGUCAUCAGUACAAGGGACUUUUAAAGAAUGUUUUGGAUUGUUUUGUUUUAACACUUAGGGCUAAUCAUCCACUAAAGGAAUUCAAUUGUAUAAAAUUUGAAAUUGACUGCUUUAAUUUCUUAGAGUCUUCUCCAGAUAAGACUUUCUCUAGAGAUAAAUAACUAUGUACUCACAAUUUAUGUAUGUUUGUAUCUAAAGAUGUAAUCAUUCUACUAUAAUAUUACAUGUUCUAU
Molecule: messenger RNA, 4179 nt
Organism: Pelodiscus sinensis (Chinese soft-shelled turtle)
Lineage: Eukaryota; Metazoa; Chordata; Testudines; Trionychidae
Gene: TMPRSS15
Product: transmembrane serine protease 15
Biological process (GO): proteolysis
Cellular component (GO): membrane
Molecular function (GO): serine-type endopeptidase activity; protein binding
Source: RefSeq, a predicted model, not a curated record